GCAUGAACAAAUAAACAAGAUUAUUCUCUUCUCAUAUUUUUCCCGCUGCAUCGUAUGAAUGUUAUCAUGGUAUCAGAGACUACAAGGUGAGAUACGUCUGCCAUGGUAGAAACUAUCGCUGAACCUGGGAAUGGGCAGAAUUCACCGCCGCCGGGAUUCAUAUCGGAGGAAUGGAAAGCCCUCAUGACAGUUUUUGGUAAUUCUCAAAAAACUACCGAAUGCAUGUCUGGUAAGGAUAAUCAUAUGCGUUGGAUUAUCGACAUCGGGGCAUCUAAUCACGUCACCGGAAACCUUAAUUUUUUGUUUAAUGUUAAAGAGAUUGCUGCUUGCACCGCGGGCCUACCUGAUGGACAGAGUGUUCUCGCUACCAAGGAAGGGUCAAUUAAAUUGACCAGUGAUAUUGAAUUGGAUUGUGUGCUUUACGUUCCCAGCCUAAAAUGACCGUCACUCGAAGAAGCUGAUUGGAGCGGGUGAGCGGGAGAAUGGACUAUAUUACUUACGAGCCUCAGCAACUAUUCAGUCAGUUUAUACAGAUUUGCUUUCAGGGGAUUUAUGGCACAAGCGACUCGGCCAUCCAUCAUCUCAGGUCAUGAAGAAAAUGUCUUUUAUGAGUGGCGGCAAGGGUGAUUUUUCUUCUUUUUGUGAUACUUGUUUCCGAUCUAAGCAGACGAAGGAUUCUUUUUCUGUUAGUAAUAGUCAUGCUACGGAUAUUUUUGAUCUUGUUCAUUGUGAUUUGUGG
Messenger RNA from Cuscuta epithymum, 739 nucleotides. Lineage: Eukaryota; Viridiplantae; Streptophyta; Magnoliopsida; Solanales; Convolvulaceae. The record is from the annotation of a GenBank genome assembly.